GAAACAUUUUUUGUUGUGAAUCAGCUUUAAGUAAAAAAAUUUAACUUUAAUACAAAUAUUUAGGAUAUUCCUUACUACAAGGGAACAGAACUUCGUCAAGCACUCCUUUACACUCUGAAAUUAGCCUUAAAGGGUGUAGUUGCUGAAGAUGUUUACGAACACUUUCUGUAUUUGAGCGUCACCUCAACUAUUCUGAUCAGCCCAAAGUAGAAAAAGUGAUCUGAAAGAAAUUCGACUCUAUCCAAACCAAACAGAUAUUAUAUACUUUUAAUGUUAUUCACUUUACAGGUUACAGCAUCUCGUGCCAUGUGUGCAGGAACUCAUGAAGCAUGUGAUUGACCUCGGCAUACAUAUCUACGGAGAGACGUACCUUACCAUCAAUGUUUAUACUCUACUCCAUCUUGUAGAUAAUUAUAAGAAAUGGGGCCCGUUGGAUAAUUCUUCAGCUUUUAUCUUUGAAUCUUAUUUGGGUUCCAUGAAGAGACUUGUUCGGAGUGGCAAGGAGCCUCUGAAGCAAGUUGUGGCCAGGCUGCAUGAGGCAAGCACUGUUCACAAGCCGAAGCUUGUUCAGCAAGAAAAUGAUAUCCCGCUGUAUACGAAACCUCCAGGGAAUGUGUAUAUUUCCCUGGAGGAAAAGAUUCCCGUUAUUCACGAGAAGCUAAGUGGAAACAGUUUCGAGGUCAUCCUCUUUGACCAGACCUCAGAUUUUUUCACUAAACCUUUUCCUUCAAGAGUGAUGUUUAAUUAUCUAGUGAAUGGUCGAGGGAGAAGAAAAGUUAUGAGCAUUGAAGAAGUGAAAGAACUAAAACUGAUAAGAGCUCUAAUGUUUAAAUCCCAUGGUUAAUGCCUUAUUCAACAGAUCCUGCACUGAUCCAAUGAUAUAGCUAAUCAAGGAUACUUUCAUGUACUGAUAUCCAGGAUACUUUCAUGUACAGAUAUUGUGGAAGACGAUAUUUUCCACCUAUAGAAGUCUUAAGAGUUCCGCCGAGCAAACCCAAAUAUAUUCAGUUGAUUUCAUGUGUUUUUCCGUACCAGGAUAUCUCCUGCUUUUGUAUAACUAUAAACUUAAAAUAUAUAGUUAUAGAACCA
Molecule: messenger RNA, 1089 nt
Organism: Eurytemora carolleeae
Lineage: Eukaryota; Metazoa; Arthropoda; Copepoda; Calanoida; Temoridae
Exons: 4
Coding region: 323-844 (173 amino acids)
Source: RefSeq, a predicted model, not a curated record